This is a messenger RNA of Rotaria sp. Silwood2, 900 nucleotides long. The record is from the annotation of a GenBank genome assembly. NCBI's taxonomy places the organism in Eukaryota, Metazoa, Rotifera, Eurotatoria, Philodinida, Philodinidae.
AUGUUUCACUCUGUAGGCGAUUCUGGUGGUCCAAUUCUUCGAUGGAUUGGUGAUCGUUGGGAACAAGUUGGCAUUGUUUCAUAUACAAUAAACGGUUGCUCAUCACCUAGUUAUGUAACUGUUUUUACACGAAUUGCUGCUCUCAACGAUUGGAUCGAGUCAACCUUGACUGUUUAUAAUACAUCGACGUCUACCACGAUUAUCUCAACUAUUACAAGUGCAACGACAGAUGCAUUACCUUCAAUUACUUAUCAUUGUGAGAAACAAAAUGUUUCAUGUGGUUGUAGUAUUAUCAAUGUUUCAUUUCUUCUAUCAAGAAUUAUUGGUGGUCAUGAAGCAAAACUAUUUAGUUGGUCAAUGGUCGUUUUCUUAUUGUCGAUCAGUAGUAAUGAACAUUUUUGUGGUGGAUCCGUGCUCAAUAAUGAUUACAUUCUAACAUCUGCACGAUGUGUAGAAAAUCAGUCCAUAUCGGACAUCUUGGUUGUACCAAUAAUACACAAUCCAUCGGAUACAGCUUGGUCCCACUUUCGUCGUGGAGUCAAACACAUUUACUUCCAUCCUAACUAUACAAGUUCAUCUAGUGAAUAUUUAAAUGAUAUUGCAAUUUUACGUUUAUCUUCAUCGCUCAAUAUGGAAACAACUGUACUCAUUUCUCGAACAUGUUUACCUCAGAUUAAUUCAACUGAUGAUGUUACAAAUUAUCCUUCAACUGGUACAAAACUAGCUGUGGUCGGAUGGGGCAAACGACACCCGAAUGCUUCUAAUUUGGUCAAUAAUCUUCAACAAGCACAAAUCUAUUCAUUUGAUAACAAUGAUCCGACUUGUUAUUCACAAAUAGUCGAUGCAGAGAAACAGUUUUGCGCUGGAAUGGCUGGUGGUAUCCGAGGUUUGUUCCAUUGA